AUGCAAGAUUCUAAAAAGGGAUUUUUACCCGUUCAACAUGGUGUAUAUCUCAGCAAGACGCAGUGUCCUAAAACAUCUGAUGAACUUGAGAAAAUGAGCAAGAUCCCUUAUGCCUCUGCCAUAGGAUCUAUCAUGUAUGCCAUGGUAUGUACACGUCCAGAUGUUGCAUAUGCAUUGAGCAUGUGUAGCAGAUACCAAUCAAGUCCUGGAGAAGCACAUUGGAGUGCAGCUAAGAAUAUCCUGAAGUACUUGAGAAGGACCAAGGAUGAUUUCUUAAUAUAUGGGGGAGAUGAAAAAUUAAUCGUAUAUGGCUAUACUGAUGCAAGUUUUCAGACUGACCGAGAUGGCUUUGAGUCACAAUCGGGUUGUGUCUUCAUCCUUAAUGGAGGAGCUGUGAGCUGGAGAAGCUCCAAACAGGAUACAGUAGCAGAUUCUACAACAGAAGCUGAGUAUAUUGCUGCUAGUGAAGCAGCAAAAGAAGCUGUUUGGAUAAGGAAAUUUUUGGAUGAACUCGGUGUUGUUCCUAGCAUUUCAAUGCCUAUUGAUAUCUAUUGUGACAACAAUGGUGCCAUAGCCCAGGCUAAGGAACCAAGUUCGAGCUCAAAAUCCAGACAUGUUAUGAGGAAGUAUCACCUUAUUCGACACAUCAUUAAUAUGGGUGAUAUUAGGAUGUGUAAAGUGCAUACAAAUGACAACAUUGCUGAUCCAUUGACCAAACCUAUGCCUCGGCCCAAGCAUGAGAGUCACACUAGGGCUAAGGGCCUCAAACAUAUUGGAGAAUGGCUUUAA
This is a messenger RNA of Impatiens glandulifera, 789 nucleotides long. RefSeq names its product secreted RxLR effector protein 161-like. The transcript has a single exon. Lineage: Eukaryota; Viridiplantae; Streptophyta; Magnoliopsida; Ericales; Balsaminaceae. The coding region runs from base 1 to 789 and encodes 262 amino acids. The record is from RefSeq and is a predicted model, not a curated record. Gene Ontology annotation, molecular function: nucleic acid binding.